CGUCAAUCCAUCCAUCCAUCCACGCGCACACAUUCGUUCGCACAAUUUCGACACACAAGGAUGGCUGUCAGGGCUGGCAGGAAGAUGCGCCGGAAGUGAAGUAAGGGCCACAAAUGCAUGAGUGAGGUCAGCAGCACUCACACACACACGUAUAGUGACCACACCGCCAGGCAAUCGAUGCAUUCUUCGUGCCAAGCAUGAGCAGACAGUCCAACCCAUCUCAUCUCAUCUCACACACAUCGAUGGAUUUAUCCACUCACAGAGCCGACUGUACAAUCCCCCCCCCCCCCCCCCCGCCCCUCCACCGCCACACGUGCAGGUCAGAACAGCAGAGUAGUGUGGUGAGUGUAUCGUGUGUGUCUACUCCUCCUCUCCUACCUUGGCCGCUCCCUCUGUCUCGCCGUACCCGUCUCCGUCUCCCUCUCCCUCCCCCUCUCCCCCCUCUACCUUGGCUCUCUGUCUGGCCUGGCUGGGUCGCAGCACUAUCGUUCCGUCAGUCCUCUCUGUCACACGACACCUCUUCUUAGCCCCCUUCCUCACCAUUCCAACCACCGACUUAGGCCUGCCGCCGUACGUGUACUCGAGGGACAGCACGACACUGUCGAGUGUCGGGACGGCUGAAAACGCCUCAACCACACACUCAGCGAAGGAGCCGCAGCACGUGCGCAGCUCGCGGGCGCUGAGGCGAUGAAGCUUGAUGCACACCUCGAGUGAUGAAACACGGCCACUGUCCAUGACCUCCCUGACUGCCUCGCUCUCCCCGUCCCCGUACAUUUCCCAACCGAUAGAGAUGUCAGUGCGUACCUGAUCGUCUAAGUCAUAGUUGUAGCGCCAUCGAUUGCAUGUGAUGUCAUACUUCAGCUGUACUGCUAACUCCUUGCCUUCGCCUGACACGGACUCGAGGCCAUCAGGCAGCAGUGUGCAUGUGGCCUCAGGGUCCGCGCAGACAGACAACUCAUAACGCACCUUCUCUAGGUAGGGGGAGAGGGCAUGCAGCACAUAGCCCGCCCCACGCCCAGACGCACCCACGCCCACUGGCAGCGCCCCCUCCCUCACCACAGUAGAUGACACACUCGGAAACAGCGAUGUGGGGUCGUCCGUGAUGUAUGAGGGCAGCAGGCCGGUGCCAGGGUAAUGCACGACGGUGAGUUCGUGGACAAGCUCAAACACCAUCGAGUCCAGCCCGGGGGCCUCUUUGAUGGUGUCGCCGGGCGCACGACUGUAGAGGGUCACCUUCUCGGCCUGCUGGCAGCACACCUCCACCGUCGAGGGGGAGUCGGUGAGGGCCUUCUGGUCGCCUCUGAAGGGCAGGUGGACGAUGGGACCGCCCUGCAGCUCGCCCUCCUCGAUGCGGCCGAAGUAGUCCUCGCGCGCGUCAGGGGCAAGGCACUUGGUGCGAAAACGAUGCAGAUUCUGUGCAGACGAACACGCAGACGGAAGGGCUGAUGGGAUGGCGAUGGAUGCAGAAAGUGUCUGUGUUCUUCCUUUACCUGUAUGUCGUGUGUGUCAUGGAUCGUCCCGAUGGCCAUCUCGAUCUCCUCCAGGGGGCCUGCCCCAUCGCUCGUCGAGCCCACCAGAUUGACGAAGCCGCUGCAGUCGGAGAACUCGACGCGGCCGGUCAGCGAAGUGAGGCUCUUGGCUGAUUUGCGCACACACAGAGGGCACAAUGGGGAAGGCGUGAGGCCGGAAAUCAGAGCUGGUUUCUUCACCUGAUUCUGUAUUGUUGAGGACGUCUCUCACUUGGUCGAGACUCACAGCAUUGCCACAACUCGGAUCACCCUGCAGACAGAGAAUGAAUGCAUGAAGACAAGUCGUCCCCUCUUUCUUUUUACAGACCUUUUCACAGAUGAUGUGCAGCGAGUUGAUGCCCCCCUGAGCCUCCCGGAUCCACGAGCGCGGCGCAGUCAUGGUGAUGUCCACCACACUGAGGCCCUGCAGUGACGGCAUCUGGUACAGCCGGUCCUCCGCCAGCUUGGCCCACACCUUGUUCACGCUGGCCGACUCCACACGCUCAAACACGACAGCCUUCUGCACGGAGACAAGAAAGAAAGUGAUGAAUGCCAACAAGCAGUUGUAUUUUGUCAGCCAGCUCCCCUCCCUGACCUACCUUGUUCCGUGGCAGGUCGAGUUUUGUCAUCUUUUCCAUGUCGCGACGCACGGACCAGUCCAGCUCCCACUGUGGCUUACGCCGGCCGUUCUUGUAGGUGGUGGCGCACUCGAGGGGGCAGUGCAGGUCAACACACUCGACAGUUGCCGACAGGCGCUCCAGCAAACACACCAGCGACGCGGUGGGAGGGUGGUAGAUGCGCACGUCAACACACUCAGACAACGGACCUGACCACAACGCCAUAAACGACAAACCACACAUGGCUGCACGUACAUGGAGUUUUGUUUGCCCUCUUGCUCCCGCCCUCCUCACCGGCCGUCCAUUUCUUAGCGAUUUUCAUCUUGGGUGAGUCCUCCAGCUCGACGAUGGGGUGCAUGCCGGCCUGCUGGGUGAGGUGGUGGAAGAAGCUGUUGACGCUCGCCAGCGACUCCAGACACGACACGAAGCCCAGCAUGGCGCCCAUCCCCACACCGUCGGCCAUCCACAGGGCCUCAGGCAGAUCUUCAAGCUGCGACUUGGUCUGAGAAAGAGAGCGCGAAGUGGCGAGUUCUCGCUCUGUGUUUCCUGUAUUGUGUUGUGUUGUGUUGUGUUUGUGCUGUGCUGUGCUGUGGUGUGUUGUGUUGACCUGCUCGGUGUCGUCUUGGUCCAUUUCGUUGAGUUUGUGUCGGAUGGCGUCGAGUUUGCGAGUGUUCUCCUUCAUCUGCUUGGUAGCGACCUUGUCUACGUGGCUGAUUUGCGUGUUGGCGUCGGCACACACCAUGCUCGACCACACGCGAAUCUGACGAUCAACUUCCUGAACAACACCACACACAUACAAGGAGAGGCUGUGUCUGUUGAUGUCGUUUGGUGUGUGUAUGGUAUUGGCCCUGACCGACUCACUUACCUGCAUGCGGUGUUGCUGUUCGAGCGAUUCGGGGUCCUGGGCGGCCUUUCUCAACUCAUACACCUCACGAGCCUGCAUGAUGGCAUUCAAUACACACACGCCAACGCGCUGCCUCCCCCCUUUUGCUAGCCUUCCUGCCCCACGAAGAAAAGUACCUGCUUCUCGGCCUGUUUGGCCUGCUUGAGUUGCGCCUCCAGCUUCGCCGUCAUCUUCUUGAGAGCCUUCAGCGCAUCAGCAGGACCAACCUCAACCACAUCCUGCACACACAGCAACGAAGCCAAACCACACAACACACGGAAAUGCAUCCAUUUCGACACCCCGUCUGCAUCCCUCACUGCCCACCUCGAUAUCCUCAUCGCCGUCCGACACCUCCAUCUUAUCUCUCCCGCCGCCCUUCUUAUCGCCCUUACCCUUCUCAUCCCCCCGCUGCCUCUUCUUGCCGGCCUUCCUGCGCCGCCCUCCCUUGCCAUAUGCGGAGUCCUCCUCGUCACUACUGCUGGUGUCAACGUCCAUGAUGGGUCUCCGCUUCUGCCCGCCGGACGCCUUGAGCAAGGCCAGCUGGCGGGCCGUCAUGCGAUGGUCCUCCGCACCCUCACCUGCAUCCUCCAUGGUGAGAGGGAAAGAGAGGAUGGCAGAUCUACCUUGCGCUCUUCUGGCCGUCACCUCGCCAAAGUGCGGCGAGAAUCUCCAGUGAGACGAGACGGAAACCCCGCAAACCCUAACUAAUGAAAUGGAUCCACAUUUCGCAAUUCCCGUCCGCUCUGUUGCCUUCUUUCAGCCGCGCCUCCCCCAUCUCUGUUUCGUUGGACUGCUUGUUGGCUUAUGCGCUUACCUAUUCUUCUUCAACCCGUCCCUCUUUGUCCAAGUCUUACCCGCUUCUCGAGGCCUUCUUCCCGUGAUCCUGGCGAGUUCACCGCGGGUAUUUAUGUUUCAUGGAUGCACACGUGGUACCAGGGUCCCAUUUAAUGUCAUCAGUUCCCGCUUCUGUAUGCAUCUAUCAGAGACCUGCACACCGAGCCAGCGGCCGCCGACUUGGCCGACGUGGAGGAGGCGGCGCCGUCAACCAGGGGCCAGCACUCGCAUUCAAUGCGGCUCCGCGGUUCGUAUCGGCUGGGGGACCUCACUGCGGAGCUGACGGCAGGAUACCGAUAAUGAUACCGACAAUGGCAGGGUGGCAGGGUAGCAGGGAGGGAGGGAGGGCUGGCUUGUAUUCAUGAUGACUGUCUUGUGAUGGAUGGAUGGAUGGACAGGAAGAGGGGCUGAUAGAUACGGGGAGCGUGGCAACGAGGGCAAAGGCAGGGUAUGGGUGCGACUGGCAUCCUGUCGUGCCCGUAGGCAAUCGUUGCCUACAUUUUAUAUCCAUGGACGUAUUUGCUGAGCCGCCGCCGCAACACCAGGAGGGGAAAGGAAUGACGGCAUCUGUAUCGUGGCGCUGCUCGGCCGCAACCCGACCAAGACGUUCAGGUGAGUCAGUCAGUCACCCAGUCAGUCAUCACACGCACCAGCCACCUUCUCUGUCUAUGUCUCUGGUUGGUUGGUGUCAAUGUGUUGUUGGCUGCCCGCUGCAGGAAGGGCCUCCGACAAGACGGCUGCGGCUGGACAAGGAGGCCGCCAAGAGGUUCACUACACAUCACCUCCCCGAAUGAGGUAAGGAAGGCGACACACACACAUAACGUAUGUGUGUGUGUAUGCCUUGGUCAAUCCACAUAAAUUAUCUCUCUGACGUGGAUGCACACCAGGAGGGUCGGCAUUCAAUGUCAUCAGUUCCUGUUUCUGUAUGCAUCGCAUCUAUCAGAGACCUGCGCACCGAGCCAGCGGCCGCCGACUCGGCCGAGAGAGUGUUCUUAGGGAGCUGGUGGAGGCGGCCAAGAGGCAUCUCUUCGACUACAACGACGCUGAGCGCGAGAAGAUUUGGCGGCUGCGGGGAGCCAUGAGCAACAUACAGACAAACGAAAGGCACACAUACAAUGAAGGUAUGGCUGUUCGUGUCUGCUGUGUGUGUAGCGCGAGUUGGACGCCCUACUCGUCAGCCCCAGUGCGAGAGGUGCGGUGUGGUUGGAGAUCGCCCUGGAGAAGGAGCGGGCCAAGACCAUGCUGCUCGAGUAGGUAGCCAUCCAUCCAUACAUCCACCCAUACAAACUUACAAGCUUACAAACUUACAAACAUGCACACAACGCGUGUUCGUUUUUGCAGGUUCCAGCUCUCCGCCUUCCAAGAGUGCCUGUAGCGCCGCAAAGGAGCCAUGUUAGCCCUGUCAGUGACCCUGCUGCCGCCUGGCAGGUGAGGAGGAAUCCGAAGCGCACACACCCUGCAGGGUCCGGUGCACUCUGC
Vitrella brassicaformis is the source of this 5321-nucleotide messenger RNA. The record is from the annotation of a GenBank genome assembly. Lineage: Eukaryota; Vitrellaceae.